Molecule: messenger RNA, 9461 nt
Organism: Cololabis saira (Pacific saury)
Lineage: Eukaryota; Metazoa; Chordata; Actinopteri; Beloniformes; Belonidae
Gene: arhgef18b
Product: rho/rac guanine nucleotide exchange factor (GEF) 18b
Exons: 31
Coding region: 949-5934 (1661 amino acids)
Biological process (GO): small GTPase-mediated signal transduction
Molecular function (GO): guanyl-nucleotide exchange factor activity
Source: RefSeq, a predicted model, not a curated record
UUUUGUUUUUGAAGUUUGCACAGUGUGUGCUCUACAUCAGAGGUCAGUUCUUUGUUGUUUAUGCAUUGUUCAGUUGUUUUUGAAUAUAUUUCCACUUACCUUCUCAUCGCUGAUGUUCCCCUUCCUGUUUGUGGGUAAGCAGGUAGAGUUUCCUUCUCAAUGUGCAUUUUGCUGAACGUGACAGCAGUUAGUUGCACAGAUGGAAAGUAAGAAGCACAAUGCUUGCAAUAACUGUCAAUUUGUCUUCUGGUAGCUGUUGCAGAUAGACAUAUACAUUUGUUUUUUCUUUUAAACAUUUUCAUUAUUUAGUACUUCACAAAAUACGUGGUGCUUUGCAGCGCCGUGAGUCAGAACUGGAAACUAACCAAAAGAGCAGCUUGUUAUUCCUCUAAACUUUCAUUGCAUGAACUUCCUUCUCUUUUUCUCUCUUCUCUUUUUCUUCAAAAUGUUUACAUAUUUAAACUUGUCUGAACAAUUGCUACAUUUAAGCCAUUGAAUUUCCUUAUAAAUAUUGAAUGCAAGCGUGUAGAUGAAGCAGAUAUUAAUGCAGCUUCCUGCAUCACCCUCCUCUGUCUCUUGUCAGCUGAAAGCUAUGAUUUUAAUGUUUUCAUCAUAGAUCAUCAAUGUGGAGAUCUAUAUGCAUUCAGACUGCAUAAAAGCAGAAUAAGUUCAAAAAUGCCCUUGAAAUCAGACUACAUCAGUAACUAUGUUGCUGACAUUUUUUUUGUUCUCUGAAUGUCACUUUUCUUUUUCUAAUUUUGCUUUUCUGCCAUUUUUCUUUCUUCUGGAGGCAAACCCCCACUAGAAGCUCGCUGAUCUGAACCUCUUUCACUCCCCUCCUUCCUCCCUCCUACCACCCUCCCUCCUUCCUUCCUCCUCUCGCUAAGUGCCAGCGCUUCAGUGCAAGCGAGCUCCAGUUCAAGCAGGCCUCUCCGCUGCGCUGCUCCUAUGGCUGACUCGCCUCUCAAUCACUCCUGGCCGUCCUUCUCCAAACUCUGGAACAAGAGAUGGUCCUUCAAGAGAGCAUCUGAGAGCAACGCAUGCAGUCAUCCCUGUGUGAAUCCCAGCGCCCAGCUCAGUGUCCAGUCUCACACCCCCAGUGGAAAAGGAUCUUCCCCUUCAUCAUCCCCAGUCUCCAUCACUGAAGAUGUCUUCUUUGGAAGCACCAGUGAUGACCAGGAUACAUCGUCGGUAGUGAGUGACCACCACUGUCUCUCUGUGGAGGUGAGCAGCAGUGUGGAGGACCUGCAGGCCUUCGGCUGCUCUCUCAGAGACUCCGAGUACUUUAAAGACCUGGAAGGAGAUGCACCGGUCUCCCAGGCGACACCGUCCACUGUCACCUCUGCAGUCCCAGGACCCAAAGCCCAGCAAACUGUAUGCCUGCAAGUGCCUCUAAACAGAGACAACCCAACUCCAACACCACUGACGCAGACUUCCCUGACUUCUCUGGCCACACACUCCCCACAGAUCAUUGCACCAUCAUUUCCUUCCUGCAUACAGCCUGCAGAAGAAAUUCCUCAUAGCGUUGCAGUUGUUCAGUUCAAUCCUGGGUUGCCCGGUUGUAUCAUUGACAGCGGCGUCUCUCACAGUCCUCCAGUAGAGAUAAGCUUGACAAUUAAACUAGAUGGACAACUGGGAUCAAUGGAAACAGUGAGACCACUAACAGGAAUAGACGGAGCACAGGACCAACCCACAAUGGAUUUAGAUGGAGAGCCGGACCUGGACAGCUUUCCUAUCCUGGUCAGAUCCAUGUCCACGUCUCGGAGGCACAGCUGGGGAGUUCCUCUGUCACCCUCUACCCCUGGCAGGAGACUGAGUCUGGACACCACGGCGAUGGACAGCGAUGAAGGGAGGGAGGAAGAUGAGGAGCAGCAGUCUGAAACGUUCUCAGCGUGUCCUGGAGAUGAGCUUGACAGUUCCAGCUUGACGACCGCCUGUGUGCCUGCCAGGCUGCUCUACUCUCGUUCAGACAUCCUCGCCACUGAUGAAUGUUCUCGAGCAGCACACAUUUCUCGUGUUGUACAGACAUCCAAACAGGCCGCCAGGGCAGCAGGAGUAGCAGAGCAGUUUGACCCUGAAGAAAACCUACACUCUACCGAAGAACAGAGCCAUAUAGCGAAGCAGAGGACCAAAGGGCCCAAAGAGGCAGGAAGUGUCACUUGGUACGAGUUUCUCAACCACGAAAAUGAUGAGGAGGAAGACCGUGCAGAGAAGGUGGAGAAAGGCACCAAGGUGAAGAGGACCCUUAGCUCUCUGAGGAACAGGAUGACCGGCUCCUUUAAUAAAGAUAAGGGUAAGAACCGAGAAAAAGAACAUCAGAGGGAGCGGGUGAAGGAGAGGGAGAAGGAAGUCAAAGAUAAAAUGUCGUGCAGCAUCAAUGUACAUCAUUUGGUGCCAGGUUCCUUCUCCAGCUGCGCCACCUGCUCACUGUGCAGCAAGACCCUGCAGACAAAGCAUGGCCUGCAGUGCAUGAAUUGUGCUGUUAACGUUCACAGGGGCUGCAAGUCUCUGCUGGGUGAGUGCACCAACAGCAAGAAUAAGAGAGAUUCUCAUUUGAGGGGCGGUACAUCAGGAUCUCCAAACCUUGCACUUAAAGCCCGGGACAGAGAGAAAGAUCAGGCAGGCACAACCUCGUCUCAUGCCCUGAAUGGCCACCGAAGUUAUCCCAGUGCCCCAGGCAUGACAGUUGGUUUGUGGGGACCUAGCACGCAGCAGACUGCCGCCCAAUACCCUAGCUCCACGGCUUCCUCUGCCUGCAGCCUCGGCCACAGUCUCCGUCACCACAGUAGCUCAGGAUCCCUCCCAGGGGAGAUGGAUGAGACGGAUGCUCUCCGCCCCAAACGCUGCAAUGAAGACGCCGUGUCCCUUGCUCCUUCGACUGCUGAGCCCAUCAUCGUAGAAGAUGCCCACUACGCAGCCGUGCGCGCUGACCUGGAGUCAGAAGCUCAGGACUUGGAGGUAGACUCCUGGAGUUUGGCAGUUGACCAGCAGUAUCUUAAGAAGCACUCAAAAGAAAUGGUGAAGAGGCAGGAUGUAAUAUAUGAGCUGAUGCAGACAGAGAUGCACCAUGUGCGAACAUUGAAGAUAAUGCUGCGAGUGUACGUGCGGGAGUUGAAGGAGAACCUCCAGAUGGACUCGGGCAGGCUGGACUGUCUUUUCCCUCGUUUGGAAUAUCUACUCGACCUUCACACGCAUUUCCUGUCACGUCUCAAAGAACGACGGCGAGAAAAUCUUGUGUCACCCAGCAAUAGAAACUACACUAUUAACAGAGUGGCGGACAUCCUAAUUUCACAGUUCUCAGGUGAAAUAGGGGAGAGGAUGAAGAACAAUUAUGGAGAUUUCUGCAGUCACCAUACUGAAGCUGUCAGCUACUACAAAGACCUGCUGCAAAACAACAGAAGGUUCCAAAACAUCAUAAGGAAAGUCAACAAUCUGUCCAUUGUACGGAGGUUGGGAGUGACUGAGUGCAUUUUGCUGGUGACGCAGCGGAUUACGAAGUACCCAGUGCUAGUGGAGCGCAUUCUUCAUAAUACCGAAGUGGGUACAGAGGAGCAUGAGGAUCUGACGCGGUCGCUGGGUCUCAUUAAGGACACCAUCGUACAAGUGGACACCAUGGUAAAUCUCCAGGAGAAGAACACUCGACUCCGAGACAUACACAACAAGAUGGAGCCAAAGUCUUCGGGGAAGAUCAAAGAUGGCCGAGUGUUUCGCAGGGAAGACCUCGCACAGGGCAGGAGACGACUGCUACAUGAGGGCACAGUGAGCUGGAAAGCUGCCUCUGGGAGGCUAAAAGAUAUUGUUGCUGUUCUCCUGUCGGAUGUGUUGCUCUUACUACAGGAGAAGGAUCAGAGAUAUGUAUUUGCUACAGUGGAUAACAAGCCGUCAGUGAUAUCUCUCCAAAAGCUCAUAGUCAGGGAGGUGGCCCAUGAGGAGAAAGCUAUGUUUCUUAUCUGCGCCUCGUCCAAUGAGCCAGAGAUGUAUGAGAUCCACACCACCUCUAAGGAGGAACGAAACACUUGGAUGACGCAAAUACGGCAAGCUGUGGAGAGCUGUCCUCACACAGAGGAGCGGCUGUUUAGCGAGGAAGAAGAGGCACGAGCUUCCAGACUGAAAGAAUUUCAAGACCGGCUGAGCCACAAGGAUGCAGUGAUCGUGCAGGCUCUUACCGAGAAGCUGCAGCUGUUUGCGGACAUGGCAGAAUCUGUGGCCGGCCUGGAAGAUGCAGCUGCUCGCUCCAGACUGAUGCUUCGAGGCGAUACCUCAGACCUCCAGCAGGGGGAGACCCUGCUUAAAGGAGCCAUCACUGAGGUGGAGAACCUGCAGAACCUGCUCCAGUCUGGGGUUAGGGGAGAUGCUCAAACCCCCCGAAUGGAAGACGGAGGUGGAUCUGGGGUUCUGCCUAGACGAGCAGAGACCUUUGGAGGAUAUGACAGCAGCCCCACCAUCCUCACCAAGAAUGGUGGUGUGAAGAAGAGCUUUUCUGGCGAGUCUAGAAACAGGGAAAGGAGCCAAAGAGCCAGCUCCGACCCUCAGCUCAAAGACCUCUGUGGCAGCCACACCCUGGAGCAGACGGUUGAAGAGAGCGGCUGCUCCCCAGCUCGAUGGAACUGCAUCUGGUCCAACUCCUUCCCUGAAGCGGAGUUCUUUGACAGAGUGCUGAUGCUCUCUCAGAGGCUUUACAGUCUGCAGGCCAUCGUAUCGCAGCAGGACAGUCAGAUUGAGCUGCAGCGGGCUUCACUGACGGAGCGGGCCUCCCUGCCUGGUCGUUAUAAAGGAAACGUGCUGCUGGAGCAGGAGAAACAGAGGACACUAGCUCUGCAGAGAGAAGAGUUUGCAACCUUUCAAAAACUCCAAUCUCAGCACAGGCAGGAGCAGCAGCGCUGGGAGAAGGAGAAGGAGAGGCAUCGCCAGCAGGUGGAGGCUACUGAGGCCCGGCUGCGACAAAGAGACGAGGACUGCAGACGGCUAGAGGACCAACUUGCAAAAGAGAAGGAGGAGCUGGACAGGCAGAGAGAGACAUAUCAGGAGGACUUGGAGAGACUGAGAGAAUCCACCAGAGCUGUGGAGAAAGAGAAGGAACGCCUGGAGCACCUGAAGAAGAUCAAGAGGAAGACUAUUGAGGUGGUUCCUUUGGCUGGCAGCCUGAAUGGGGAUCUCCUCUCAUCCUCUGGCCUCAACAGUUCCACCAGUGUUUCUGAGAUACCGCUUCCCCAGAAGCCCAUCGUGCGUGGCAGCUUGUCUGUUGCACCGGCCGACUAUGCAGAGCGCCCCGAGGUGACGCUGCGGCGGGAGAUGAGCUCGUCAACUCUCCCGCUGCCGCUGAAGACAGAAGUGCCGCUCCAUCUCUUCAGCACCACAAACCAGCAGCACAAACCAGUCGGGGUGCAGCAGCAGAUUCCCACCAAACUGGCAGCAAUUAACAGUGGCAAAGGGAAAGGAGGGAAGGGUGGCAAAGCCUCGCAUCGCACCGAUAGCACUGCCUCUGUGGACAUGAAGCAGAUGCUUCCUCUGAAACUAUCUGCCCGAGAGGAUAACAUCCUCAAGGCCAAGCGCUCCAUCAGCCCCCACCAGCAGCUCCCGCUGUCAGGCCCUCCUCCGCUCCACUCCCUGCAUCACCACCCAGAUCAGCUGAGUCCUCCAGACAACACUGGACUAGACAUCCAGCCCGCCUCCUCCCACCCUCCAAACCCGCUGAAGCCCGCCGUGCCUCCUGCGCCAUCUCAUCCUCAGCCCCCGCUGCAGCCGCCCGCCGUGCCUCCCCACGCGCAGAGCACCGGAUCUCUGCAGUUCCAGCCUCACGGGCCGCCGCAGAGCCUCGCUCCAAACACGCAGGCCCACAUCCCGGUAAACAUUCACGCCCCCAGCCACAAGAUCCCCACACUCCCCACCAUCCCUACAGAAGACCCCAAUAAGGAAGACGUCAUAUUUUUUUAAGAUCCAACAUCAGCAUCGAAGGAACCAUUUUCAAUCCCUAAUCGAGCACGGGAACCAUCGACAGGAGCAGCGUCUGUGAUGGGGGUUUUUAGCGUGGGCCAGCUCAUUCUCAUUGAUGACUGGGUACAGUAAGACAGUUUAGAUAUCUAUGCAUAGGUACACCAGUUGUUUUGCUCGCACAGUGUCCCGUCAUUUCAUUCAAGAACAUUUAUGAACCCUGCUACUCCAUAUUUGCUUAGAAACUGCCGGUAAUCUUUCAUUAUGUGGAACCCAGAGCAAAACAAAAUCCUUUGUGGUGAGUUGGAAAAGAUCAAAUUAACUUUUAUCAACCCAACGUCAUUAGCCACAAGAGCUGAAGAGGAUAUGACUGAAAGAAGCCUCAUGGAAAAGAACUGGUGGGGUUAUUGUGGAGAGCAGAGCAGUCACGCUGGUUAGUGAAACAUGAAAACGUAGUGAGCCCCAGAUUUAACUGCAGUUUUUUUAUUUUUCCUUCUUUUCUGUGGCUGGAUCUGGUUCAUGAAGAAAUUCAACAAACUAGCAACCUCUCAUUGAUUUUAUUUUCAUUUGCACAUUUGUGUAAAAUACUCCAUUCCAGACAAAUGAAGAAACUUAAUUGAAGAAAAAAAAAUGUAUAUUUUUGAUCGUGCAGCUGUUAAAAUUGUGUCUCAUCAAUUAAUUUUGUUAUUGGUACUCAAUUGUGCUUAUUUCAGAAAGUAAAAUUGUUGCUUACAAGUGUAGCUUUGUCACUGGUUGUGAAACCUGACUGUAAUAAUACUUCAGUUCAAUAAGGGAGACGUUUUUAUUUCGAUCAAUUGUAUAUAAACAGGAAGUGAGACAAAAAUCAUCCAGCGGCGUGUUUUGGCUGUCUGCUUUCUAAACUGAGUGAAAAGUUAAUUCUUUGUAAAAAUGUGGGAAAAAUCUGCAAAAUUUUGAGUAUGGUAUGUACUCAAUUUAAAACAGCAUUUGUUGUUAAACCUGGCUAAAAGUGGCACCAGCAUCCCCUGCAGAUGUGAUAAAGAUGUAGUUUGUGUCACCUGACAUGCGUUUCCCAAAAAUAUCUCCUUUAACAGACAUCUGUUUGGAAGAUUUGUUGCCUUUUUUUUUUAUUUGAAAAUUAGUGAGCAUACUGUAACUUUUGUACUGUAUCUGUGUUAAAGAUGUCUGGAAACGGCUUCAGUCGGACUGUGGCCUUCCUCAAAACCAAAAUAGUGUUUCAGACAGACUUUUACGACCAGAGUGGUUGUGAGUACAUGACACUAUUGCUGCCUGAUGCGAGUUAGGUCACACAUCGCUCUUCUGUCUUUUUCAUUAUCCGUAUGUGCUAAAUGGAGGAUGGCAGAGCAGCACACAAGUCUCAAGCAGUUUAUAGUCCCUGCUCGCCAGCUCACGCUGCUGUCCUGGUUUUUCUUUUCUUUUUUUUUUUUUUAUAAAGCCAAUGAAAAGUUAUCGUGAAUGAUGUCCUGCUUUUGAAAGAUUGUGUCACUGGACUUCAGUUCGCUUAUUUCCCACUUUGCAACGUUAUCAGGUUGUUUUAUUUUCUUGGUGGUCUAUAUUUCAAGUAAAUAUGAAGUUUUAAUUCGUAAAUGAAAACCAGAGAUCUGAAUUUAAAAAAAGUUUUUGUUUUUUUCCUUCUACAUACACAAGAUAACCUUAAAUCCUGAAACGGUUGACAUGUGGAUACGUUUUAUGUCCGAAGGGAAACUAAGCUGGUGUUGAAAGCAGGUUUUUGUGGAUAUGAUGUAUAUUGUUGUACAUACGGUCUGUGAUCUCUCUCCCUCCAUACACAUGAUUGCUAAACCCAUCUAGACCUGGUACAUCUGUGAGAUCCAGUUUCAGUGUUCAGAGCGUACCUCAGGUCUGAAAGGGUCAAAAACAGAUUUGACACAAAUGAAGAUGUGAAAAUCAAGCAUAAGUCUGUUUUCAAUCUGCGUUUCUACACUUAAAGUACGCAGCUCUGGUGCGCCUCCCUUGGAGAGGGAGUCUUCGUCGUUCGUGCAGCUGUGAUCAUUUGAUGCUGUUGUGCAAAUGCGCUGAUAAUUGCAGGCGUGCAUGUUUGAUCUCCAGAUGUGUGUUAAAGUCGCGGUGCACUGUCCGUUGGCUCUCUGGUACAUUUCAUGAGUUAUGAUUCAUUGAGAUUACGUAGCAGUUAAAGCAAAACCGUCUGCUUGUUUCAGUGGGUUCAACCAAAGAGAUAAUCGGCUGACUCGGUUCCUCUCUGUGUUCCUGUUGCAUGAAGGAUAAAUGACAUGUGGUCGUCCACAAUGUGUUUUUACUUUAACAAAAAAAAAAUCCUUCAGGGAGUGUCCAUAACUGGUGCGUUUCAAGCAUGUUGUACUCCAGGUCCCAUCUGGCAUAAGAUCUGGUUUUUGGAUUUGUUUCUGUCAUUGCCUGAUCACAAACAUCUCUGCAUGUACAGAAUAGCGAUCUCAUAACGGAUAAUGUACAUCAUGACGUUGCCCAAUAUGUUGGAAGACGAUAUGAAACACACAACUAUCUCUGUGAUGUAUAUCUUUUUUUUUUUAAUGAUCAGGCUCAAUACAGCAGAAUUGUUCCCAGACUCUGUCAAGCAACGCAAGCUCAAAGCCCACUCAGUGGUGUUUUUUCUGAAUACUUUCAACCUUAACCCUGUAGUCAUAACUAAUUUGAGCCUAAAUUUAACUUAAAAACAGGUGAGCGAGUUGAUUUCAUGAUUGCUGUUGUGCCCGCAGAUCAAUCUUCAUGUCGGACGAGGAAAGUCCACCUGCUUUUGUAGACGAUAACUGAUGUGCUAACAGCUAAACUUUAACCCAAAUACACCAGCUCAUGAAUAAUUUAAUGGCUACGUUUUAAAACUUUUUUCAAGGUUCUGAAGGAGAGGGGCUUCACAAAAGGAAAACUUGUGUAAGAUCGCUUUAGUUUUGCUCCAGGCUUUUAUUAAACCUCAGCAGGGGGAGGUGGAUGGAGGCCGUCAGUGGGCGCCGCUGUUUGAUCAAAUGAAGUCUUAAAUGUUGCUUUGCUGGACUGAAAUUCUUAAUGUAUUUUGCUCUGUUGUAUAAUUCAGAAGCCAGUCAGUCACAUCACUGUACGAGUCGGUGAGUGUGUGUGAGUGUGUGUGAGAGAGAGAGCGAGAGAGAGUGUGUGUGUGUGACGAAAACGAGUAAAAACAGCUUAGACUGAUUUGUUUCUAGUUGGUUUUGUUUUUAUGCUGUUUUUUGUUUUUCUUUUCACAUACCAUUGCAUAGUUGUUGGACCUGUAAUAUGUAAAUAAUCAUGAAUAUAUUUUAUUUCUUCAAACAAUUUUACACUAGUCACUUUGGAUCGUAGCAUACUUGAAGGGGAAAAUGAAUGUAUAUAAUUCCCAUUAUUGUUUUUAUUAUUAUUAAUAUUAUUUUAUGUAAAUGCAUUCACCAGACAUCUGACAUCUGUAGCACACAGCUAAACUCAUUUUUGUACAAAAUUUUAGUUUUAUUCACUUUGCCACAUUAGAAAGACCUGUGAGCACAAACUGCUGCCUUAGAGACAUUUAGUAAUAAAAACUCCUGAAAAUA